Dufourea novaeangliae is the source of this 4260-nucleotide messenger RNA. RefSeq names its product atrial natriuretic peptide receptor 1-like. Gene Ontology annotation, biological process: cGMP biosynthetic process; protein phosphorylation; receptor guanylyl cyclase signaling pathway. The record is from RefSeq and is a predicted model, not a curated record. The transcript has 24 exons. Gene Ontology annotation, molecular function: guanylate cyclase activity; peptide receptor activity; protein kinase activity. Lineage: Eukaryota; Metazoa; Arthropoda; Insecta; Hymenoptera; Halictidae. Gene Ontology annotation, cellular component: membrane. Bases 1 to 4260 code for a protein of 1419 amino acids.
AUGGGUACCGUUUGGAUCGUUCUGUUGACGACGUUCGCCGCGUGGUUCGCGUGUCAAGCGAAUGGAGAAGUGACCUGUCGCGAGGUACAGUUGGCGCGUGGCUGCGAAGCUCUAUGCAAGAGGAAUCGCCACGGCACGGUGUCCUGCGAGCUCAGGAUAGCGGUCUUACUUCCGGCGGAUCCGAGAUUCGACAUUUCGUUGCCGAAGGUUCUACCGGUUCUGGAUUUGGCAGUCCACGAGGUGAGAUCGCGAGGCUUGCUACCCCCGUGGCUGAAGCUCAAAUUUCUCUCCCAGGACGAUCAUUGCGACGCGACUUAUGCACAGAUCGGUGCGAUCGACAGUUUCUCGAACUGCGUUCAUUUGUUUCUGGGACCUGCCUGCGAUUAUUGCGUGGCGGCCGUUGGCAGAGUGGUAAAAUUUUUCGGCGCCCCGUUGAUCACCACCGGUGGAUUCACCUUCGACUUCACGGAGAAGAAAACCGAAUGCAAGGACGAGUACUUCAUGACCACCAGAAUUGGUAAUUUGGCGUUCAGGGAUCUCGCGAACUUUUUCGUCGGUCUAAUGAAUCGCUACGAAUGGCGGAAGGUGCAUCUAGUUUACGCGACGAAUGGACAGAGCCAGGUGGCGGGACGGCACACUUGUCAACUGAUGAUGAAGUCUAUGGUGGAAUUUAUCAAGAAACAGCCGAACUUCGCGUUCGGCACGUUUGAUGUCGAGACCACGGAGCCUGGAGAUUAUCCAGAGGCGUUGCGGGAUCACGUGGGCAACUGGUACGGCGAUGCGUUCCUGGGCCCAGUAUGCGACUAUGUGAUCGCUCCAGUCGCGCGAUACGCCGGCGUUUGGCGUAUUCCCGUGUUGACGGCGGGUGGACAAGCGGAAGCGUUCCGACACAAGGGCGAGCACUAUCCCACCCUGACGAGGAUGAUGGGAUCGCAUCGGCUGGUGGGCGAGGCGCUCAGGCACAUUUUAAAGCGAUUCGGAUGGAAACUCGCCGGCCUUUUGUACCACAAUCACGCGAUGGCGAGUAGCCGCGGCAAUUCCGAGUGUCACUUCACUUUGGGGGCGGUUUUCACGGCUCUGAACCAGACGCCGGUUCACAGAAGCUUCAACCAAGAAGCGACAAACGGCGAGGAUUACAGAAAUUUACUGGAGUUUGUCUCGAAAUCCGCCAGGAUUGUAGUGAUGUGUGCCAACUCGACUACCAUCAGGGAAAUUUUGUUGGCAGCCGAACAGCUUGGAAUGGUGGACUCCGGGGAAUACGUCUUUUUCUCCAUCGAACUCGCGUCAAGCGACAACGACUCAAAGGAACCGUGGAGGAUGGAGACUGACAGCGAGGAGAGAAACGAGAGAGCCCGGAAGGCCUACCAGACGCUGUUAACGGUUACCCCACGGACCCCCGACAAUGCCGAGUAUUUCAACUUUUCGCGAGAGGUUAAGUCUCUUGCCCAGAGUAAAUAUAAUUUCACAUUUGGAAACAGUUCAGUCUCGACGUUUGUGACCGCGUUUUACGACGCCGUCCUUCUCUACGCGCUCGCUCUCGAGGACAGCCUGCCGGACCAACCCGGCAAAGUAAACUUGGACGGUGGUAAACUGACCCGGCGAAUGUGGGGAAGGAGCUUCAAAGGCAUCACGGGGGACGUGAACAUCGACGAGAACGGGGAUCGCAUAGCGGACUAUUCCCUUCUAGACAUGAAUCCGGAAACGUCCAAAUUCGAGAUCGUCGCCAAUUACUACGGUGCCAAUAAAACGUUGGAGUACCUGCCCGGCAAGAUGAUCCACUGGUCUGGUGGGCGGACCGAUCCGCCGCCGGACACGCCCACUUGCGGAUUCGACGGCUCCUUGUGUCCUGACAAUUCUCUUCCCGGACACGCGAUUCUCUCGAUGGUUUUAAGCUCUAUCGUCGUCGUUCUUGUCGUCGGCUCGGUCUUCACUUACAGGUACUUCAAGCUCGAGGCGGAAAUCGCUUCCAUGACGUGGAAGGUGCACUGGAACGACAUCAUUAUGCUGGUUCCAAACACGAGAUCGCGAGGUUCCAUGUACUCUUUGAUCGCGAACAAGAUGCGUUGCAGCCAACUGACAAUAUACUCGGUGGAGAAUGCCAGUUUACCGGACGAAAUGGACAGAAGCUCGUACGUUCCAACGGGUAUUUACAAGAACUCGAAAGUCGCUAUAAAAUUUGUGCCCAGGACCAAGAUGGAAAUCUCGCGGCCGUUGUUGCUCGAAUUGAAGAGGAUGAAGGAUCUGCAGCACGAUCAUUUGGUACGAUUUUACGGUGCCUGCGUCGAGCCACCGCACUGUUGUCUCCUGACCGAAUAUUGCCCCAGGGGAUCUCUUCAGGAUGUAUUGGAGGACGAACGAAUCAAGUUGGAUCGGGUGUUCGAAGUGUCUUUGAUACACGACAUCGUUCGAGGUAUGGCGUACCUUCACGCGUCCGAGGUGAAGAGUCACGGUAACUUGAAGUCCUCGAAUUGUGUGGUCGAUUCGCGAUUCGUUCUGAAGAUCGCCGACUUUGGAUUGCACGAACUGCGAAAAUUGAAUCCGACCGAUGCGGACGCCGACAGGAACACAUACGCCUACUGGAGAAGACAGUUGUGGACAGCCCCGGAACUGUUGCGAACGGAUAGACGACCGCCGGAAGGUACUCAAAAGGGGGACGUGUACAGCUUCGCAGUGAUCGUCCACGAAAUCGUGGUCCGCCAGGGACCGUUCUACUUGGCUGACAACACUAAUCUCCCACCAAAAGAAAUCGUCGAAGGAGUGAAGAGAGGCGGAGGCUCGCCUCUGAGACCAACGAUCGACGAGACCUCGGUCGAGGAGCAGGUGGCCACGUUGAUGAAACGAUGCUGGGCGGAGGAUGCUGCCGAUAGGCCGGAUUUUUCCGCGCUCAAGCAAACGAUACGGAAGAUUAACAAGGACCACGAAAGCAACAACAUCAUGGACAAUUUACUCUCCCGUAUGACGCAAUACGCUACAAAUUUGGAGGCCCUCGUGGCGGAGCGUACCGCGGAUUACCUCGAGGAGAAACGGAAAUGCGAGGAACUGCUCUAUCAGUUGCUGCCAAGGUCCGUCGCGUCUCAAUUGAUACUCGGCCAGAGCGUGAUAGCCGAAACAUACGAUCAAGUGACAAUCUACUUUAGCGAUAUCGUUGGAUUCACGAAACUGUCGGCCGAGAGCACGCCCCUCCAAGUGGUGGAUCUGCUGAACGAUCUUUACACGUGCUUCGACUCGAUCAUAGAAAAUUUUGACGUAUACAAGGUGGAGACGAUAGGGGAUGCUUACAUGGUAGUAUCGGGACUACCUGUGAGAAAUGGGACGAAUCACGCCAGGGAGAUCGCACGAAUGAGCUUAGCGUUAAGGGACACCGUGAUGACGUUUAGCAUUCGACACAGACCGAACGAGCAAUUGAAGCUUCGAAUUGGAAUGCAUUCCGGUCCAUGCGUGGCUGGUGUGAUCGGUUUAAAGAUGCCCAGGUAUUGUCUGUUCGGUGACACUGUGAACACUGCUUCUAGGAUGGAAAGUAACGGAGAAGCUUUGAUGAUCCAUGUCAGUCCAAAGACGAAAGAAAUUUUGGAUACGUUCGGUACGUUCGAACUCGUUUGCAGGGGGGAGGUCGCUAUAAAGGGCAAGGGUGCUAUGACCACAUACUGGUUAAUAGGCGAGAAACCGAUUAGCGAGAACGUCCGCGAAGCCGGGGUCGCGUCAACGACGACAACGAACGCAACGAUGCCAGCGACAACGAUCACUCGAGUCUCGAUCACGCAGGAUUACGGACAGGAUGAGAAACGGAGCGCGCCGUUGGACCGAACGACACACACGGAGCAGCAACGAUUGUGUCUGACGGCGCAGACGAACAACCAAGACCAAACCGUGAAUUGUCGACCGCCUCGAACGCUUCAGGAACAGCAACGACCCCGUUCGAAUCAGCAAAACAGUCAGCAGCAGCAACAGUUCGGCCGGCAAAGCCCUCGUCGAAGUUACGAGCCAAGUCGUGGUGAAGACGGAAGCAACGGUGGAUACGGAAGUUGUCGCGACGAGGGAGGUGGCAAUGCCGGCGACGGCAACGACGAUGACCACGGGGGUGGCGGCAAUUCCGUGAACGCGUCACCGUCUCGAGCACGCGUUUCCAGCGGGUCGACGGCUGGAAACGCGAUUCCUCAAGUCAGACGGUCUUAUCAAGCCGGCGAAAAUCUGCCUAAUCACAGGGAAAGCGGUCCGAACGCUCCUCUGCUUGUAUCAGCGAGCUCUCUUCCUCGAAUUUAA